This is a messenger RNA of Brenthis ino (lesser marbled fritillary), 681 nucleotides long. The record is from the annotation of a GenBank genome assembly. Lineage: Eukaryota; Metazoa; Arthropoda; Insecta; Lepidoptera; Nymphalidae.
AUGAAGAAAACCUCAAAGUCGCGAAAGAAAGUCGUGGAGAAUACAAAGACGCCGAUUCCGGCCACGGCGGCCAAUCUCAAUGAGAUUAGCCAACUGCGCAGGAGAUAUUAUAGUGCUCAAGUGUACGCGCAGACACAAGUGCACUCUCUAUUCCUAUCACUCUCAUACUCCGGUGGGACGACCACUCGACACGACCGCAGAGGGUGGCGGGUGGUAGGAAGGAGCGCGCGGCGCGGUGCGAGGGCGCGCGCGGCAGGUGACCAGCGGUCCGUGCGGCUCAUGUGGGCGGCGGGCGCGUGCUGCUCACGCCAAGCAGGCGAGGGCGGCGCAACGCGCACCCCUGUCAAGACGUUCCAGGCGUACCUGCCGCCGGCGCAUCGCACAUACAGCUGUAUACACUGUCGCGCUCAUCUCGCCAGCCAUGACGAGCUUAUAUCAAAGUCGUUCCAAGGCAGUCAGGGGCGCGCGUAUCUAUUCAAUUCAGUUGUAAACGUGGGCUGUGGACCGGCGGAGGAGCGUGUGCUGCUCACGGGGCUGCACGCCGUGGCUGAUAUUUACUGCGAAUGUUGCAAAACCAUGCUGGGUUGGAAAUAUGAGUACGCGUUCGAAUCCAGUCAAAAAUAUAAAGAAGGCAAGUUUAUAAUAGAACUUGCACAUAUGGUGAAAGAGAACGGGUGGGAC